Messenger RNA from Arabis nemorensis, 708 nucleotides. Lineage: Eukaryota; Viridiplantae; Streptophyta; Magnoliopsida; Brassicales; Brassicaceae. The record is from the annotation of a GenBank genome assembly.
AUGAUGCAGACUAGGGAAGAGAGGAGAGCUGAGUCACCAUCAGGUCUCGUCCUAACCACUGACCCUAAGCCACGACUUCGCUGGACCGCAGAGCUUCAUGAACGUUUCGUCGACGCCGUAACUCACCUUGGAGGUCCUGACAAGGCAACACCAAAGACAAUAAUGAGAGUGAUGAGUGUGAAGGGUCUUACACUUUACCAUCUCAAGAGCCAUCUCCAGAAGUUUAGACUUGGAAAGCAGCCUCACAAGGAGCAUAGUCAUGGUAACUCCAUUAAUAUUAGGGAUACUAAUAGAGCCUCCAUGUUGGAUCUUCAAAGGAAUGUUGUGUUCACUACCCCGCACAUCAUUGGUCGCAAUAUGAACGAGAUGCAAAUGGAAGUGCAAAGAAGAAUAGAGGAAGAAGUAGAUGUAGAAAGACAGGUGAAUCAGAGGAUAGAAGCACAAGGGAAGUACAUGGAGAGCAUGUUAGAGAAAGCAUGUGAAACACAAGAAGGAAGUCUCACUAAAGAUUACUCUACUCUCUUUUUCGACCGAACCACUAUUUGCAACAACACAUCGUCCCUCCCAAUCCCAUGGUUCGAGGACCAUUUUGCCUCCUCUUCCUCCAUGGACUCACCUACGUUGCAUCUCCCUGACAUCAAUUCCAACUUCUCCCUCCAAGAUACUAGGAGUUCCAUCACUAAGAACCGUACGGUUUGUCUCGGUUAA